CGAGACGCGGAUCGGACUUCACGUCUGCGCCAACCAUACCAUGGACCACGAAAGCUUGCGGACGGCGUCGACGUACUUGAAUAACCUCCUUCUCGCUCGCGGUCUCCUCAAAAAUGGCGAAGCAAUUGACUUUGUCAAGCCCUCGAGAGAGUCGCGCGCGUCUAUCAUCAACCUGGUUCACGAUCUGAUCCUCCGCGAGGACCGCGAAAAGGAAAGCCGAGAACAUGUCGCGACUACGAUCCAGCAGCUCCGGAACGAGAAUACAAAGAAGACGCAGGACAUCGAGACUUUGCAAGCAAAGAAUGACCAGGCGGCCAGAAAUGCAGCGCAGGCGCAGCAGGCGGAACGCGUUGCUCUUGCAGAGGUGAAGAAGGUGGAGAAGGCAAUGAAGGCACUACAAGAUCAACUGGCAAAGGCAAAGGUCACUCUGGCGCAGGUCAAGACACAAUGUGCGAAUGAUGUCAAGAAGAGAGAUCUGGAGCUGCAACGGCUGAAGACACAUCUACAAGGACAGCAACGAGGGACACGGGUGGGCAUGACUGCGCCAUCGAUGACUGUGCGGAAAACCAUGCAGGAGCCUCAGAAUGUUCACGAUCCCGAAUGUUCGCUCAAGCAGGAGACGACCGAGUUCUUGACCCAGCUCAGCCAGAAUCUGAGCGAUGAAAAUGAUGGGCUGAUCAGUCUGGUCCGAAGUGCGCUGAGCACAAUGCAUGACCUGUUGGGCACUCAGUCCGAGUCUCAGAGGAAGGUCGACAGCGCGAUUGGAAGUUUGGGAAGCGACCAGGCCUCGAGAUCGAAGAGCCGGAAUGCUGGCACAAACUUAUUGCAACAAGAACCGGAAACCAGCUACGAAGUCCUGGCCGCUGAUUUGGAGAAUACUCUUGAGCAUUUGAAGUCCAUCCUCACCAACCCGAACUUCGUCAGCCUGGAAGAGUUUGAGAAGGAGGUGGAGACGCGGGAUGAGGAGAUUGCAAGUCUUCGAGAAUGCUGGGAACACAUGGAGCAGAGGUGGCAAGAAGUGUUGGUCAUGAUGCAAGGCUGGGUCAAGCGCAUGAAUACGGGAGACACCAUUAACAUUGAUGAUCUUCGCAAGGGCAUGGGCUUGGUGACGCCGAAUAGGAGAGAUGGGAAGAAGAGGAAGAUGGAGCAAGUGCCGGAAGUGCCAGAACCGGAGUCUAGCUUGAUGGACAGCGAACCGAGUGAGAUACAGCUACCAAGCAGCGAGGCUGCUGCGACUGCACCUACAACAGCGACAUCCCAGCAGGACUCUUCUCUACGUGCUAGCGAUGGUAUGAGAAGUUUAACUUCGAAGCUGAAUGAGCUCGACAGCCCGAAACGGAAACGCAAUGUUCUGGAACCGCCGGAUAUGUUCGACUUCCGGCCUGCUGACAAGGGAACCAUCAGAAAUUCUACAGCCGGUCGCUCACCGCAAAGCAAGAGUAGCAGGGCGUUGAACGGUGGCCUGGCCGAUGUAUUCUCGCCCAUCGCCAAAAGUAGCAGCAGGCACGUCACUCGAGAGCCCACGCCGGAGCCAGUCGAAAUGGACGACGGCGAAGAGAGUGAGGAACUCCAAGUGCCACAGAUGACCAUCAUGGAGAAACUUGCCGCAGCUCAAGAAGAGGCCGACGAAGCCAAAGCGCAUCGUGAUUCUGGUCGUGCUGCCGUCAACGGUACCUCUCGCACAUCCAAAUCGAGGCGGCAGAACAUCGAACCGGAUUUUGGUCUUGAUGGUGCCCAAGAUGUUCCUCCAGGUGAUGACACACUGCGAAGAAUGGAAGGCGGAGAUACGUUGGGCAACAUGGAUCUGCCUGGCAGUCCGAUGGCGAAGAAGACGAGAAUUCGAGGCAGGCCGAAAAAGAGGAAGAGUACGUUGACGAGGGAUGAGAUGGCGAGUUUGUUGGUCAUGGAUGACGAUGAGGCAUUCUAAGCAAUCGAAGGGCCUUGAGAGGAUUGACGUGCGUUUUUGAAUUGUUGGUCAAGCGACGAAAAGCGAUGGCGUUGGUUGGAUACAGUUUUGGGCAGACAAUGUACAUUCAGCAUGACGCUCUACAAUGCAUAUUGCCAAGUUCGGCC
Molecule: messenger RNA, 2073 nt
Organism: Cercospora beticola
Lineage: Eukaryota; Fungi; Ascomycota; Dothideomycetes; Mycosphaerellales; Mycosphaerellaceae
Source: RefSeq, a predicted model, not a curated record